Molecule: messenger RNA, 753 nt
Organism: Arabidopsis thaliana (thale cress)
Lineage: Eukaryota; Viridiplantae; Streptophyta; Magnoliopsida; Brassicales; Brassicaceae
Product: Tetratricopeptide repeat (TPR)-like superfamily protein
Exons: 1
Coding region: 1-753 (250 amino acids)
Source: RefSeq, marked reviewed
AUGGAUACACUUUUUAUUGCAGUAACUCUGGCUCUCGCUCUCUCCUCUUUCACAAGAGGCCAGAGAGUGAUACAGAUUCCACCACCACGUCCACUAUGCGCGUCUCAAUACGCCCUAGCUAACUACGCCUGCUCACGUCUCCCAAUGCACACUGUCCCACCACCUGCCCCCAUUACCCCACCUCCUGCUCCCAUCGCUCCCCCGCCUCCUGAACAUGACCACCACGACCACGACCAUGACCAUGACCACGACCACGACCACGACGAUGACCACGAUGAUGAUGAUGACCAUGACCACGAUGAUGACCACGAUCACGACCAUGACGAUGAUCACGACCAUGACGACGAUGACCGUGACCGUGACCGUGACCGUGACCGCGACCGUGACCGUGACCGCGAUCAUGACCGUGCUCACGAUGACCAUGACCAUAACCAUGACCAUGACAAUGAUCACAAUGACAACAAUCACGACCAUAAUCAUGACGCCGACCACCACAACAAUGACGACAACAGCCACGAUCAACACCGCCGUCGACACCACCGCCACCACCACCGCCACCAUCAUCGACACAGAGAAGAGACGUUUGCGCAACAAGAGUGCUGCAAGUGGUUGAAGCAAAUGGACAACGAGUGCGUGUGCGACCUUCUGGUCCGGCUUCCGCCAUUGCUAGCCAAACCAAUUCAUAACUAUACAGUCUUUGUGGAUGAGUCAUGUAUCGUCACUUUCGUCUGUGGAGGCAGACUCAUUAGCUGA